AUGAAUGUUUAUAAGUAAAUUUAGAAAACUACUUUCUUGGAAGAUCGCUAAGUUUUAUUAAGGCUGAUGGUUUAUUGAUAAUGUGUCAGGAAGUCUAUUUUUUUCCAUUUCGAUUAAUAAAAAAAAACACUUUCUAAAUUUUUAAUACUAGUACCCUAUGCAAUUUUUUCUGGAUUUACCGGGAAGAAAGGCGCAAGCAAUGUCAAAAAAUAUGAAAUUCAAGGAUGUAAAAUUACUACUGAAGACGUGAUUGAUACGCGUAUAAUGAACAGAACAAGGACAGCAGUAAAUAAAAUAGCCAAACCCACUAAUGUUGACCAGAGGAAAUUGGAUCAUUGGAUCCUAACUAAAUAUUUUUUCUCUGAAAUUGUCAACGUAGAGUUUAUUGUUUUGUAGUUUAUAUUGUCAACCAGCGCUAGAGAUGGGCUCAACUUUUGGGAUGCGAUGAAACAGCUAGAUGAGAUGAAUCGGAAAAUUUUACAACAAAGAUCUCAUAACCAAACAGAUGAUACAGUAGCAGAGGUUUCAUCUAAAACGGAGCCACCAGAACCAACACUGCCAUAUUCAAAGCAUGUGGACUUUGACAAUAAAGUAACAACUGAGUCACCUACAGUUCAUGACAGUACACAAGCGGAACAUUUUAGCACGCGACCAACGACAGAACACGGAUCAACAGCCACCAGACAAAGCGAAGAAAUAAAAACUUCUACGAGGAACGAAUCUUCUAGUCUGCCACACAUACCGUUAAGUACGUACUCCAAAAUAAAACCAGAUAUGCUAAGUACACAGGCCAACUCUUUGCGUAAUACUAACGCGAAAAAAAUAACUGUUACUAGCAUGGAUGAAAAAGUUGCUCGUGAUAUAUUUCUGUAUUCUGGUGUUGCAUGUGGUGCGGUUUUAGCAUGUAUUUGUAUUUUAAUAAUGGUGAUACUUCGUCGCAAAAGAAUGGAAAGUCACAAAGAAAAACAUUUAGAAAAAAGAUUUUCUGCAACUGACCAAAGAACAUAUAAGGACACUAAGAUUUUUGUGAUGAGCAAAACAGGAAAGGGAGACAAUAUUGUAAAUUCUUUCGACGCAAUACCAACUAAUACUAAUUUGUGGAAAGAAUUACAGAGCAGCACACCUAACGUAUUUUGAUAUGGAGAAGGUUAAGUUGUGCUGUCAUCCAAAGCAGAAAAACAAAGAAUAUGUCAAAUAAUCGUCUUUUUUAAUGAUUAGCCUACUAUGCUGUCGUUGAUGUGGAGCAAACAAAUAUUCCAAGUGAUCAUCCUCUAUAGAUCACUUUACGAUAUUGGUUUCAUUCAUUAUUGAAGACCGUGUUGGGCCUUAUUAUAUAGUUGUUUACAUCAACAUGUGAUUUUACAUUUAUUUCAUGAUUUUAACAGUUUCGAGUCAUGAUUUAAACUUUUUGUGGUCGGUAGAAUGAACUAAUUUUACAGGCUGGUCUUAGUUUAAUUAAUACUCAAAGUAAUAAGUGUGAUGUUAGAAAAUUGUGCAGGAACCUUAGUAUAAAUCCUUACUUAUUUUUAAUUUUGUUUUUUUAAUCCAUGCUCGUUAUUGUAUUCAAUGUGUACUGAAACGUUUUUAUUGACUGUUUUAUAUGAUUUUUUAUUACAAUUGUUAUCGAUAUAAAAGCUUAUAUAUAUUUAAAACUGUUAAAAAUGUUUAUU
Molecule: messenger RNA, 1670 nt
Organism: Mytilus trossulus (common blue mussel)
Lineage: Eukaryota; Metazoa; Mollusca; Bivalvia; Mytilida; Mytilidae
Exons: 2
Coding region: 445-1137 (230 amino acids)
Source: RefSeq, a predicted model, not a curated record